Molecule: messenger RNA, 5117 nt
Organism: Poecilia reticulata (guppy)
Lineage: Eukaryota; Metazoa; Chordata; Actinopteri; Cyprinodontiformes; Poeciliidae
Product: alpha-2-macroglobulin-like
Cellular component (GO): extracellular region
Molecular function (GO): endopeptidase inhibitor activity
Source: RefSeq, a predicted model, not a curated record
GAGAGAAUCGCCACAGUCAGUCAUGGGUCUUUCUGGGAGCCAGAUGUGGACAUGGACGCUGUGGGUCUUCUUUUGCUGGACAUGGGUCACCCCAAUAUCGGCCGAGCCACAUUACUUGGUGACCAUGCCUGCCGUUCUUGAAGCUGGAGCUCAGACCAAAUUGUGUGCGAGUCUCAUGGAGCCCAAUGAGACUCUGACCAUGACUGUCACUCUGACUUCACAAGAACAGAAUACAAUCCUUCAUGAGAAGACCUCCGGGAAGGAGUUUCUGGAAUGCAUGCAGUUCCAGGUCCCUUCAGUGGAAAACGAAGAGGUGACAAAAUUUGAAGUUGAGGUACAAGGAAAGACAUUUUACUCAAAACAAGUGAGGAAAGUCCAGAUCAAAGCCUACCAACCACUGACCUUCAUCCAAACAGACAAACCCAUCUACCUCCCUGGACAAACAGUUCAUUUCAGAGUGGUCUCAAUGGAUACAAAGUUCAGACUCGCCAAUCAGAUGUACAGCAUCAUUGAACUUGAGGAUCCAAACAACAACAGGAUUGGACAGUGGCUCAAUGAAACAUCCAGCAGCAAAAUACUGCAGCUGUCCUACAAUUUAAACUCUGAAGCCCGUGAAGGAACCUACAGAGUCUCUGUGACAGUUUAUAGAAAUAAGAUCCAGCACUACUUCAAAGUGGAAAAGUACGUAUUGCCUAAAUUUUCCAUAACCAUGGAUGCAAAAGACGAAGUCAGUAUUGGGCAGGAAGAAUUUGAAACUAAAGUCUGUUCAAAGUAUACAUACGGACAGCCUGUGCCAGGAAGUGUCACAGUGAAGGUCUGCCGUUCUCUGGAGAUUUAUGUUUAUAAUGGACCAAUGCCUCACAGAAAUCCAGAAGACUAUAAGAUAACGCCUCCCUGUGAAACGAUGACAAAACAGAUGGACAAAACAGGCUGCGCUGUGUUUGAAUUUAAAAUGUCAAGUUUCACCAAAAUUGACAAAAAGAUAUUAUAUGAUAGACUUGAUGUAAGUGCCACUAUGGAAGAGGAGGGAACAGGUAUUUCUCACUCACAAACAAAGAGAAUAGCAAUUUCAUAUGUAAUUGGAAAGCUGGCUUUUGUUGAUCCUCCCAGGAUUUAUGACCAAGGCUCAAAUUUGGAAGGAAAGGUCAAGGCUGUUCACUACAAUGACACACCCAUUCCUGACAUGCCGCUGUACUUGUUUGAGGGUAAUGUUUGGUCUCCAAACUUACUGCAGAACCUCACAACUGACACAGACGGCUUUGCUACAUUCUCUAUCAGCACAGAAACAUUUAGUGGAGAUGUCUCACUCACUAUAAGUUCCUCACCAACAUUGGAGUACAAUGCAUACAGAUCGACUCACAUUCGGACAGGACUUCACAGAGUUCAGCAGUCCCAACCUCCUUCUGACGAAACCAAAAGCACCAGCUCCUUGAAGAUCAAACAGAGCGACACAACACUUCCAUGUGACAAAGAGGUGGAGAUCUCCAUUGAUUACACAUUUGUUCGCGAACCACAGGGAUCCGUGGAUAUUAUGUAUCUGGUCGUAUAUAGAGGAGCUAUUGGUGAUGGAGGACAAACACAAGUUCAAGUGGAAGAUAAACCAGUGACUGAGGGUGAGGCGUCCUUUAAGCUGACCGUGUCUCCUGACAUGGCACCGGUGAUCCAGGUUGUGGCUUACGCUGUCCUCCCCAGCAAGAAUGUGAUCGCUCACAGCGCCGAGUUCUCUACAGAAAAAUGCUUCAGUAAUAAGGUGUCUGUGGAGUUUUCUCCGUCUUCAGCUGUUCCAGGAGAGGUGACCAAGCUGCAGCUGACGUCUCAACCCAACUCCCUGUGUGGGGUCAGCGCCGUCGACCAGAGUGUUCUCAUCAAGGAGCCUGGAAAGACUCUGGAUGAAGACAAGAUAUUUUCCAUGCUACCUGUCAGGGAAAUUUCAUAUAUACCAUACCAGGUUGAAGAUCCUGUCGAAUGUUUGCAUGUGAGGCCAAGGAGAUAUGUUUUACCUUAUCCAGGUGAAGAAGAUGAUGCCCAUUCAGUUUUUCAGAAUGUAGGACUGAAAACAGCAACCAAUUUGGUGAUGAGAAUGCCAACGUGUCUCAGAUUCAAAGGAAGAGAAUAUCAUCAAGGAAUAUCCCGAGGGUAUGGUGUUCAGUUAAACAGAAUGGAUGUCGCCGGUCUUGCACCAGGUAGAGCGUAUGCAUCAGCCCCUGAUAUGCUUCCUGAACCACUAGAAACAGUUCGUACCUUCUUCCCUGAGACCUGGAUAUGGAAUCUUGUGGAAACUGGGCCUUCUGGAACCAAGGACAUGUCCCUGUCUGUCCCAGACACCAUCACCACCUGGGAGACGGAGACUUUCUGUUUGUCCCCUCAGGGUUUUGGUUUGGCUCCUCGUCAGAAGCUCACCGUCUUCCAGCCUUUCUUCCUGGAGCUCAGCCUGCCCUACUCCAUCAUCCGGGGGGAGAACUUUGAGCUGAAGGCGACCGUCUUCAACUACCUGACCAAAUGCAUCAUGGUUAAAGUGUCUGCAGCCCCCUCCUCAGAUUACACCCUCAGCCCCCUCUCUGGGGAUCAGUACACUUCCUGUCUGUGUGCCAACGAGCGGAAGACCCUCAGCUGGACCAUGAAUCCCACAGCCUUGGGGGUUGUGAAUGUGACUGUAACCGCUGAGGCCAUUCCAUCUCACGCUUCCUGUGACAACGAGAUAGUGAGCAUUCCAGACAGAGGCCGCAUCGAUACAGUGACCCGACCUCUGGUUGUAAAGGCUGAAGGGGUUGAAGUAGUAAAGACACACAACUGGCUGCUCUGCCCCAAAGGAGAAGCUCUGACUGAGGAAACAGAGCUACAGCUGCCUCAAGAUGUGAUUGAUGGGUCAGGUCGUGCUGCGGUAUCAGUCCUGGGUGACAUUCUUGGCCGCGCCCUGCAGAACCUGGAUGGUCUGCUGCAGAUGCCGUACGGAUGUGGGGAGCAGAACAUGGCACUGCUGGCUCCCAACAUCUACAUCCUUGAAUAUCUAGAAAAAUCCAAUCAGCUGACCCCAGCCAUUAAGGAAAAGGCGUCCAACUUCUUAAGAAGCGGCUACCAGAGACAGCUGAACUACAAAGACAGAGACGGUGCAUACAGCACAUUUGGAACAGGACCAGGAAACACCUGGCUGACAGCUUUCGUUCUGAGAUCUUUCUCCAAAGCUAAAUCUUUUGUCUACAUCGACCCAGAAAAACUCGAAGAAUCAAAGGUUUGGCUGGAACAAAAGCAAAAUGACAGCGGCUGCUUUCAGCAGUCAGGAAGGCUCUUCAACAACAGAAUGAAGGGUGGAGUGUCUGAUGAAGUGACCCUAAGCGCUUACAUAAUCGCUGCCUUUUUGGAGAUGAAAAUAUCCUCAGAUGAUCGUGUGGUGGCACAGAGCCUGUUGUGCCUCAAAGAGUCCAUCAAUGAUUUCAGCAACACCUACACCACAGCUCUGCUGGCGUACGUCUUCACACUGGCUGGAGACAUGGAGACCAGAGCUCACCUCCUGCAGCACCUCGACUCAGUGGCCAUCAAAGACGGUGGUUUCAUCCACUGGUCUCAGACAGCAGCAGAAACAUCAGCCUCUCUGUCUGUGGAGAUCUGCUCCUAUGUGCUGCUGGCCAAACUCUCUGCUCCCCACACUGCUGAAGACCUGGGUUACGCCUCAGGGAUCGUUCGAUGGUUGACGACUCAGCAGAACUACUACGGAGGAUUCUCCUCCACUCAGGACACGGUAGUGGCUCUUCAGGCUCUGUCCUUCUACUCCAGUCUGGUGUUCAGUCCUGAAGGUUCCAGCACAGUGACAGUUCAGUCUCCCAGUGGUCCGCUGACCUUUGAUGUGACCCCAGACAACAAGCUGCUCUACCAGGAGAAGCUGCUGCAGGGCGAGGCAGGAAAGUACAGCCUGGAGGUGAAGGGGACUGGAUGUGCCUCAGUUCAGAUCUCUCAGCACUACAACAUCCCUCCUCCUCCUGAUGCCACCACUAUGAGCGUGGAGGUUUCACUGGAGUACGACUCCUCUCACAGACCACCCAAAGCCAGCCUGAAGCUCGUCUCGCAGUACAGUGGGAAAGAGGCGAGUACCAACAUGGUGAUCCUGGAUAUCACCUUGCUCUCAGGAUUCAUCCCUGACCCGCAGUCUUUGAAGAACGUUGAAAAAGCUCUGCUGGUGGAUCGGGUUGAACACAAGAACGACCAUGUCGUGGUGUACUUGGAGGGGCUUGUGAAGGGGACACCGAUCAACCACAGCCUGGAGCUCCUGCAGAAGAUUCCUGUUCAGAACCUCAAACCAGCAGUGAUCGCCCUCUACGACUACUAUCAGCCCACUGACCGGACUGAGAAGGAAUACAAUGUGGCCAAUCAAGUUUGAAGACUGACCUGAGCCAUCAGUGAUUCCAAAUUUCCUUCAGUUUCUUUUUACAGCUAACAUAAAUGGUCUCUUACGGUUUACAUUACAUUUCAAGUGUAUGUUUUUAUGUUCAUAUGCAACUAAAGCAUAAUGGAUAAUAUAAUAAAAUAAACUGAUCCUUAAAAAUGUUUUACAGUGCUAUGAUUAAACCAUUUGACCGUAUGAGACAAAGUUGUGCGUGCAUAUACAUGCACAACUUAAGCAUCUUGAUYAUUAUUAAUACAACCUUUUUUAUCCUAACAUUUUAGAUUUUUAUUAGUUUAGCAACAAAUUGGUUGUGCAUUAUGACCUUCAAUAAUAUUGAAUCUUUGCAUUUGUAUAAUUAAUAGCUAUAAAAAAUAUUUUAAAACAAUACUCAAAUUUAUGGAAAAAUUGUGAUCAUGCUGAAGGUGAGACUGAGUAARGAUAAAAUACACUAUUGUCAGAAAUAAUGUAUUUUGCCCCGGUGCUUUGAAUAAAGUCAGAAUGCCUUAAUUUUAUCAGUGGCUUAGAGGAUUUUGACGGUGAAAAACUGAUUUGUUCUGGCAAACGUCCAUCAUAAAUGCUCGAUUAUUAUUGGUCCAAGUUUGGCGCGACUUACGCUUUGGGGAGGAGCAUCAGGGAGUCAUUUCUCACGAUUAAGGACAACAGAAAGUAUGACAGCGGAGUGCAGGAACUAAAAAAGAAGAGCCCGAUAAAGAGGUGAUAAAGAAAAUAUCCAAGCUAA